AUGUGUGUGAAUUCAACAGACAGCCAAGGGGGUGUUCACUCUAGUGUGAUACCCCCAGUAAAGUCUAACAGUGCAAAAUCUUAUGUUGGACCUGAUCUUCUUGCCCGUCAGGCCAUGUACGAAGAAUCUAUAAAAGAUCCUUCUGCAUUUUGGAGCAAAAUAGCAGCAGAGAAUUUUUACUGGAAGGAGUUAUGGCCUUCAGAUAAGGAUAUAUUGGAGUACAACUUUGAAAGGAAUAAGGGAGAAAUAUUUGUCAAGUGGUUUGAUGGUGCGGUUACAAAUGUGUGCUAUAACGCACUUGAUCGACACUUACCCCACCACAGAGAUCGUGUCUGUUACUACUGGGAAGGGAACACAGAAGAGGAAAGUAGGAAAGUAACGUAUGGGGAGAUGUACAGAGAGGUGGUGCGGAUAGCAUCUGUAUUAAAGCAUCAUUAUGGCGUCCGUAAAGGUGACAACAUUACUCUGUACCUACCAAUGAUCCCCUUCGCCGCGCAGGUAAUGUUGGCAGCAGCACGUAUUGGCGCCGUCGUCUCCGUUUUGUUUGCGGGGUUCUCUGCACAGGCACUUGCCUCCCGCAUCUUGAACUGUAAAAGCAAACUCCUUGUCACUGCCGAUGGCUUCUUCCGUGGGGAGAAGCCAAUCCCUCUAAAGAAGAUUGUGGAUGAGGCCCUUGCUGAGUGUGAGAAAAAUGGACACAAUGUCCAAUCUCUUGUUUGGGAACGAUACAACCGUGGGAAUGUGUCAAUGAAGGAGGGUCGUGAUGCGUGGUACGCUGAUGUGGCUGCGACACUGACGGACGAGCAGUUGUCGAACUGCCCGGUGGAGUGGGUUGGUGCGGAGGACCCGCUCUUCAUGCUGUACACCUCCGGCAGCACCGGCAAACCCAAGGCGGUCGUGCACACCACUGCCGGCUACAUGGUGUUUGCUGCCACCACCUUCAAGUAUUCCUUUGACUACCACGAGGAUGAUGUGUACUUCUGCACGGCGGACAUUGGCUGGAUCACCGGCCACUCCUACCUGGUGUACGGCCCCAUGUUGAAUGCCGCCACCUCCAUACUGUAUGAGGGGAUCCCGACCUACCCCACGCCCUCCCGCUGGUGGGAGCUGGUGGACAAGUACGGCGUGACGAUCUUCUACACCGCCCCCACGGCGAUCCGCUCGCUGAUGAAGUACGGCGAUGGGCCUGUGCUGCGCACCUCCCGCCGUACACUGCGCGUGCUUGGCUCCGUUGGCGAGCCGAUCAACGUGGAGGCGUGGCACUGGUACCACGGCGUGGUGGGCGGCGGCCACGCGGACGUGGUGGACACGUGGUGGCAGACGGAGACGGGCGGGCAUCUCAUCACGCCGCUGCCGGGCUGCACGCCGCUCAAGCCGGGGAGCGCGUCGCUGCCGUUCUUCGGCGUGGCGCCGCUGCUGCUGGACGCGGAGUCCCACGCGGUGCUGUCGGGCGCGGCCGAAGGGCUCCUCGCCGUGGGCCGCCCGUGGCCGGGGCAGGCCCGCACCAUCUUUGGCGACCACGGCCGCUACGAGCAGGUCUACUUCCCCUUCAGCGGCUGCUAUCUCACGGGCGACGCCGCCCGCCGGGACGCGGACGGCUACUACUGGAUCACAGGACGCGUGGACGACGUCCUCAACGUCAGCGGGCACCGCAUCGGCACAAGUGAAGUGGAGGAUGCCGUCAACACACAUCCCGACGUUGUAGAGAGCGCCGUCGUUGGUGUCCCACACGAUGUGAAGGGAGAAGGUAUUUACGUCUUUGUCACAUUCCACGAGCACGUCAAAGUAGAUAAGGCGUUGCUGGAAGCCGUACGGGUCACGGUCCGCACUGUUAUUGGACCAUUCGCCACACCGGAUCACAUCCACCCCGCUCAGGGAGGACUGCCAAAGACGCGAUCGGGAAAAAUUGUUCGCCGUAUUCUACGCAAAAUUGCUGCAGGCAUCUUCGACGAACUUGGUGAUGUUACGACACUCGCCGAUCAAGCAGUCGUAAGCAAACUCAUUGAAACGAGGAAGUCUGAUAUCCUGUAA
Molecule: messenger RNA, 2031 nt
Organism: Trypanosoma theileri
Lineage: Eukaryota; Euglenozoa; Kinetoplastea; Trypanosomatida; Trypanosomatidae
Product: acetyl-CoA synthetase
Exons: 1
Coding region: 1-2031 (676 amino acids)
Molecular function (GO): AMP binding; acetyl-CoA synthetase activity
Source: RefSeq, a predicted model, not a curated record